GGGCGAUGAGAGGUGACAUAGGGGCGAUGAGAGGUGACAUAGGGGCGAUGAGAGGUGACAUAGGGGUGAUGAGAGGUGACAUAGGGGCGAUGAGAGGUGACAUAGGGGCGAUGAGAGGUGACAUAGGGGCGAUGAGAGGUGACAUAGGGGUGAUGAGAGGUGACAUAGGGGCGAUGAGAGGUGACAUAGGGGUGAUGAGAGGUGACAUAGGGGCGAUGAGAGGUGACAUAGGGGCGAUGAGAGGUGACAUAGGGGUCAUGAGAGGUGACAUAGGGGCAAUGAGAGGUGACAUAGGGGUGAAUGAGAGGUGACAUAGGGGCGAUGAGAGGUGACAUAGGGGUGAUGAGAGGUGACAUAGG
Messenger RNA from Staurois parvus, 359 nucleotides. The record is from the annotation of a GenBank genome assembly. Lineage: Eukaryota; Metazoa; Chordata; Amphibia; Anura; Ranidae.